AUGAUGAACAAAGGAGUGCUGCAAAAAGUGCCAAUAAAACCUCGAUUUUUUGCAAGUGUUUUGAAGCUUUUGUUAUCGACUGCUAAUAGUAUAGGAGACGAUCUCAAGCCCACAUUGCAAAAACACCUGAAAAUAGACAAGAUCUUGGAAGACGAGCAAGCACUGGAUGCUGUGAGCAAGAAGAUCAAUUCGGCUUGCCAAAAGGUGUGCGGCAAGUCAGCAAAGCGAGUGCUCGAUGCUGUUCAAAAAGCCUUGGCGUAG
Messenger RNA from Cooperia oncophora, 261 nucleotides. The record is from the annotation of a GenBank genome assembly. NCBI's taxonomy places the organism in Eukaryota, Metazoa, Nematoda, Chromadorea, Rhabditida, Trichostrongylidae.